Neomonachus schauinslandi (Hawaiian monk seal) is the source of this 2266-nucleotide messenger RNA. RefSeq names its product synoviolin 1 (gene SYVN1). The coding region runs from base 77 to 1915 and encodes 612 amino acids. The transcript is spliced from 16 exons. The record is from RefSeq and is a predicted model, not a curated record. Gene Ontology annotation, cellular component: cytoplasm. Lineage: Eukaryota; Metazoa; Chordata; Mammalia; Carnivora; Phocidae.
UAACCCGAGCCGCCUCCGCAGUCGCGGGGAUCGAGCGGGCUCGCGGCGCUGGGCUCCUGGUCUCCAGGCCAGGGCAAUGUUCCGCACCGCAGUGAUGAUGGCGGCCAGCCUGGCGCUGACCGGGGCCGUGGUGGCUCAUGCCUACUACCUCAAGCACCAGUUCUACCCCACUGUGGUGUACUUGACCAAGUCCAGCCCCAGCAUGGCAGUCCUCUACAUCCAGGCCUUUGUCCUUGUCUUUCUCUUGGGCAAAGUGAUGGGCAAGGUGUUCUUUGGACAGUUGAGGGCAGCAGAGAUGGAGCACCUUCUGGAACGUUCCUGGUACGCUGUCACUGAGACUUGUCUGGCCUUCACCGUCUUUCGGGACGACUUCAGCCCCCGCUUUGUUGCACUCUUCACUCUCCUUCUCUUCCUCAAGUGUUUUCACUGGCUGGCUGAGGACCGUGUGGACUUUAUGGAACGCAGCCCCAAUAUCUCCUGGCUCUUUCACUGCCGCAUUGUCUCCCUUAUGUUCCUCCUGGGUAUCCUGGACUUCCUCUUCGUCAGCCAUGCCUAUCACAGCAUCCUGACCCGUGGGGCCUCUGUGCAGCUGGUGUUUGGCUUUGAGUAUGCCAUCCUGAUGACUAUGGUGCUCACCAUCUUCAUCAAGUAUGUCCUGCACUCUGUGGACCUCCAGAGCGAGAACCCCUGGGACAAUAAGGCCGUGUACAUGCUCUACACGGAGCUGUUUACAGGCUUCAUCAAGGUUUUGCUCUACAUGGCCUUCAUGACUAUCAUGAUCAAGGUGCACACCUUCCCUCUCUUUGCCAUCCGGCCUAUGUACCUGGCCAUGAGGCAGUUCAAGAAGGCUGUGACGGAUGCCAUCAUGUCUCGCCGAGCCAUCCGCAACAUGAACACACUGUAUCCAGAUGCCACCCCAGAGGAACUCCAGGCAAUGGACAAUGUCUGCAUCAUCUGCCGAGAAGAGAUGGUGACUGGUGCCAAGAGGCUGCCCUGCAACCACAUUUUCCACACCAGCUGCCUGCGCUCCUGGUUCCAGCGGCAGCAGACCUGCCCUACCUGCCGUAUGGACGUCCUCCGGGCAUCACUGCCGACCCAGUCACCACCGCCCCCAGAACCUGCGGAUCAAGGGCCACCGCCAGCCGCUCACCCCCCACCACUCCUGCCGCAGCCCCCCAACUUCCCCCAGGGCCUCCUGCCUCCCUUUCCUCCAGGCAUGUUCCCGCUAUGGCCCCCCAUGGGCCCCUUCCCACCUGUCCCACCUCCCCCCAGCUCAGGAGAGGCUGUGGCCCCUCCAUCCACUAGUGCAGCAGCCCUUUCUCGGCCCAGUGGAGCGGCCAGCGCUGCUGCUUCUGCAGCCUCUGCCUCGGCCCCCGGCCCUGGCUCCGCCCCGGCCCCUGAGGCGGGCCCCACCCCGGGCUUCCCCUUCCCGCCCCCCUGGAUGGGCAUGCCGCUGCCUCCACCUUUUGCCUUCCCCCCAAUGCCCGUGCCCCCUGCGGGCUUUGCCGGGCUGACCCCGGAGGAGCUGCGGGCUCUGGAAGGCCACGAGCGACAGCACCUGGAGGCUCGGCUGCAGAGCCUGCGCAACAUCCACACGCUGCUGGACGCCGCCAUGCUGCAGAUCAACCAGUACCUCACCGUGCUCGCCUCCUUGGGGCCCCCCCGGCCUGCCACCUCAGUCAGCCCCACUGAGGAGACUGCCCCUGCAGUUGUCCCUGCUGCCCCCCCCACCAGCAUCCCCAGCUCUGAGACCACCACCCCAUCCCCAGGAGUCUACCCACCAGCCCCUGAGCCUGAAAAGCCUCCAGCUCCUGAGUCAGUUGGCACGGAGGAGCUGCCUGAGGAUGGGGAGCCCGAUGCAGCAGAGCUCCGUCGCCGCCGCCUGCAAAAGUUGGAGUCCCCCGUCGCCCACUGACACUACCCCAGUCCUACCCCUGCCUCCACUCUCUUGAGCAGCCCUUGCUGUAACACAUCCUGCCACCAAGUGCCCGCUCCCUGUCUAUGUGCACCAGGGAGUAACGACCCCCAGCUCUGAGACAAAGGAGGAGGCAUCCCCUAGGCCAAGUGGAAAGACGCCUGAGGCUCCAGUUGACCCCAGCCCUUCCGACCCGGGCAGCCAGGGGGAUCUCGGGUCCGUUCCAGCCUCUCUCCCACCCUUCAGCCUGUUCCGCUGGGGCCGUGAAGGCAGGAGGCGCAGUUUCUGGGAGAAGGGGCAGUCCCUCCAGGCCCCACUUGUGUGUGUGUGUGAGUGAAAUCGCUUCAGUGC